GUCCCUGAGAGUUGAGGUAGCCCAGUGUAUCAACGCGACUCGGCUUCUUCGAUUUGUUUUGUACUUUUACCUCCUUCACUCUCACCGCGAAGCUACCGCAAUCUAGCAACGGACGCAAGCCUUCGGUCGCAAUAAUGAGGUUUUUCCUCCUCCCCAUUUCGACACGACGAACUUUGCUUUAUUGUCAAAAGCUCCAACACCUACCCCCAGAGAAACAGACCUUAGUAGAUAAAGCUACGACCCGCGCUGCGAAACUAUGGGCCGGUUGGGAGAGAAAAGAAAAAGGCUGGCAGAAAAAGGUAGUCGUCUAUGGCAACUACUUGCUAAGAAGGAUACCUUACGAAGAAUGGGGUCUUAAAACAGUGCCUCCUCUAUCUACUAGGAGAAGGGAGGAAGAAAUAUUAGGAAAGCAAAAAAGCCAUCUCAUUUUCCCAGAGUCCCUUAUACCUACAACCAAAGCGACAAGCGUCCUACAAACGCUAGCCACGGAACGAGAGUCGCUACAUAGGACCAGGUUGAUGUGGUGUUUUGUCGGAAUGCCCAUCAGUGCGCCGUUUGCGCUUGUUCCGGUAAUCCCGAAUCUCCCUUUCUUUUAUCUAGUAUACCGAGCUUGGUCGCAUUGGCGAGCCCUUGCAGGCGGCAAGCAUGUCAAAUUCCUUUGCAAAAAUAAUCUCCUCUCUUUAUCGCCUUCUCCGAUACUCAACUCGAUUUAUUCUCCCCUCCUCCCUAGCUCUCCCGCCGCAAAAGAGUCAAUAGCAGAUACCAACAAGACAGGACCGACCACGGGAAACGAGUCAAAAGAACAUGUGGAAGAAACCCUCCUACUUUCCCAAAGUAAUGGGAAACAACUCGUGAAAGCAUUAGAAAUACCAGAAUUGGAAGUGGAAUUAGAGCGGGCAAUAUGGCAAGUCGAAAUAGCGAUACAAAAUGAAAAAGAAGAGAAGGUGAAAAAUGAUAAACCGCCAGAUACGACAAAACAAAAUAACGAUGAUACGCCGAGAAGAGAAAAAUAGAUUUCAAGGUAAUAUGUGAUGAUAAGGGUGUGUACGAUAAUAUACGGUCAGUCAUGAACAACAUAUAGAAAGGGGGUGUUUGGUCCUGGAUUUU
Hypoxylon trugodes is the source of this 1107-nucleotide messenger RNA. Its product is annotated as mitochondrial K+-H+ exchange-related-domain-containing protein. The transcript has 2 exons. Gene Ontology annotation, cellular component: mitochondrial inner membrane. Gene Ontology annotation, biological process: proton transmembrane transport; potassium ion transport. The record is from RefSeq and is a predicted model, not a curated record. Lineage: Eukaryota; Fungi; Ascomycota; Sordariomycetes; Xylariales; Hypoxylaceae. The coding region runs from base 135 to 1013 and encodes 292 amino acids.